Molecule: messenger RNA, 2511 nt
Organism: Chelonoidis abingdonii (Abingdon island giant tortoise)
Lineage: Eukaryota; Metazoa; Chordata; Testudines; Testudinidae
Gene: TESK1
Product: testis associated actin remodelling kinase 1
Biological process (GO): actin cytoskeleton organization; protein phosphorylation; positive regulation of stress fiber assembly
Cellular component (GO): nucleus; cytoplasm
Molecular function (GO): protein serine/threonine kinase activity; ATP binding
Source: RefSeq, a predicted model, not a curated record
CCUGCUGCACUGGGCAGCACAGUGUGGGGAGGAGGUGCGGCACCGCCAGUCCGGCCAGAUCAUGGUGCUGAAGAUGAACAAGCUGAUGAGCAACCGGGGGAACAUGCUGCGGGAGGUGCAGCUCAUGAACCGCCUCUCGCACCCCAACAUCCUCAGGUUCAUGGGGGUCUGUGUGCACCAGGGGCAGCUGCACGCGCUCACGGAGAACUGCCUGGUGAAGAGUGAGAGACAACGGCCUACACGGCAUGGGUGGGAGUUGGCCUGGCGGAGCAAGAUUGCCGCACUCAGUGAGGACGCUCAGAAGGAGCCCCUGGCCGUGGUGGGCUCGCCGUACUGGAUGGCCCCGGAGGUGCUGCGUGGGGCUGUAAACGAGAAGGCCGACGUCUUUGCCUACGGCAUCAUCCUGUGCGAGACCAUCGCACGGGUCCCCGCCGACCCGGACUACCUGCCCCGCACCGAGGAUUUUGGGCUGGACAUCGCCGCUUUCUGCAACAUGGUGGGGGACGACUGUCCUGCAGCCUUUCUCCAGCUGGCCUUCCACUGCUGCAGGAUGGAGCCGACGGCCCGACCCGCCUUUGUGGAGAUCACGCAGCACCUGGAGGGCAUCAUGCAGCACCAGCUGGGAGUAGGGGGCACCGGCGUCGACCCGCAGAGUGAUGAGGAGAGUGUGCCCUUGCCCGGGACCCCGGCCACGCUGAAUGGUGAGGGAGCGAGCGAGUCCGCGCUCCCUGAGCAACCACUGCCGCGUGAUCUGAGCUGGCCGCACCUCCAGCCCGACCCCCGCCUCGCCCGCAGCCGCUCGGACAUGUUCCCAACCAGGUCCCCAGCCCUGCUGCCGCCCCAGGAGCCCGACACAGGCGCCCGCCCCAAGGAGCUGCCGCCGCGUCUCAACCCCUUUUCCCAGCGUGAGGACCUGAAGGGUGGGAAGAUCAAGCUCUUCGACACGCCCAGCAAGUCGGUCAUCUCGCUGACCUUUGCCCUGCCGCCGCCCGCCCCCUACCAGCUGGGCACACCCAUCACGCCCGAGCCCGUGGUGGAGGCGCAGUGCGACUUCUCCGCCCCCCUGGUGCUGACACGCAAGUGCCGCUCGCUGCCCGCGUCCCCCGAGCUGGCCCGCCGGGGGAGCCCGGCUCUGGUGGGGGAACCGGCCCGCGCCUGCUGCCGGGAGGAGUCCCCAGCAUGUGGGGAGGGCCCCCAGCCUCACAACCCCUUCUCAAUUUGGAGCUGGGGGGCAGCGGGGGAGGUGGCAGGGCGCUCACCCCUUCCCAGCCCCCCUGCGGUGGAGCAGAUGGACUGCAGCCCUGACAGCCCCGAGCCGGAGCCGGAGCCGGCGCCGGCGCCCACCCCACCGCUCACUCACAGCACCUUCAUCAGCACGUCGGCGUCGGGUGCCCAGCCCUGGCCGCCGGGGCCCCCCAAUGGCUUGCCCCUCAAGAACAACAGCGUGGUGGUGAGCGCCCCGUCUGGCUGGGGCCACGGCCUGGAGCGCGGCUUCUCGGAGCUCAGCAUCCCCUGCACGGGGGCCUUGGAGUGGACGGAGCACUCGAGCGCGCUGCCCCGGCACACUUCCAGCGCCGGGCUGGAGCAGGACGAGGUGCUGGCCUGCCCCGGCUGCUGCCUGGGCCCCUUCAGCUUCAGCUUUGCCUCUGUCUGCCAUCGGCCCGCACCCAGCCCGCCCCGCUACCAGCACCUUGCCUGCGAGGCCAAGAGCCUCCUCUGCCAGGACAAACGCCCGCCUGAGCCCAGCCUCAAGCUGCCAGAGGCACAGUCCUAGUGCUGGGCAGAUGGGAUGAUGGACACGACCCCCCGCGCGGCUCCGGCUCCCCCCCACGGCCUGCGCUGAGCAGGGGCUGGAGCCAGGAGCCCUGAAAUCCCCACACCUUUCCCACGGGCUGGGACCCAGUUCUGCCCUGGUGAUGCGGCUGCCCCUAGGGCCAUUCACCUUGUUGGUGAAACCAUCAGCCAUUGCCAAGGCCACGCACAACCUGGACUCACGUCCUGGCUGGCCCAGUGUGACCGGUGGACGGGGAGGUGGGGCUCGUGCGAGGAGCUCCAGGCCGGGCACGGACCCAGCGGCGAGGUGGUGCCAGCUCUGAGCGGGGCUGGCUCCCUGCAGUGGCACCAGGGGCCGGUGAGUCGAGCUGGGCUGACAUGCAAUAACAUGGCCGCACCGUGGGGACGGGGCUGGGUGGGGGGGCUCUGCACCCCCCUGACAGCUGGGGGCUCCAGUGAGCAGCCACUGAGGUGCAGCGCUGAUGGACCAGCAGGGCACGGUGCCACCCGGGAGUCUCUGGGAAGGCACGUGGGGGCAGGUGGACCUUCCAUCCUGCCCUACCUGCCCGCAGCUAUGGGGAGAGGAGUGGCGUAGUCAGGGGGUCAUUCUGGGGCCUGGGGCUCCUCCCUAGCCGCCUGUCCUGGCGCGUCUGCUCCACGGCCCCCGCAGUCAGAGGCGAUGGGAAUACAAGCCGGGGGGGGCAUGGUGGGUGCUGGGGGGCCGCAGUGUGCACUGGA